Oreochromis aureus is the source of this 2800-nucleotide messenger RNA. RefSeq lists its product as uncharacterized. The record is from RefSeq and is a predicted model, not a curated record. Bases 59 to 922 code for a protein of 287 amino acids. Lineage: Eukaryota; Metazoa; Chordata; Actinopteri; Cichliformes; Cichlidae. The transcript is spliced from 2 exons.
CUCAUUUGCACUGGCUACAUUAAAGCGUCAACUGUCACUCUUCUCCUAGCUGGAUCCAAUGCAGACAGAAAGCACAGAUUCGAGGAUGCCAGAGCCCCUUCCACAAGACCCUGGUAUUCCCGAAGGCCUCAAAACAAGCCCCCUAAACACCGAGGCUCUCGAGGAGUUUGCCCAAAACAUGUCAGAACACAUACUUCGAUCAGUUUUUAGCCAAAAAGAAACAGUAGAACCUGAGGAGUCCAUUUAUAACCAAGAGCACGAAAUGCUAGCUGAGUCGCUAGCAUCCGCAGUGAUUGAGAUCGCUCUGAGUGAAGUGUGUAGAGGAAGAAACUUAAAGGACCACAUGGAGGGUGCUGAAAUAGAGAUGGAGAACAACAAGGGAGAACGCCAGUCUUUUGAGGAUAAAUCUAGAAGAGACCAAGAACACCAGACUUCUACCCAACCUUACCAUCCACCUCUAUCCCAGUCAGGGCUUCCCGCUGUGGGAUCCCUCGACUACCCCGACGCCCCACCGACCACGCCUCUUCUCCCAGAGCUGGAGAGGAGCAGAAGCAGCUUCGCCCGUAAGCUAAAAGGAGGCCUGGCAAAGGUUUUCCUACCCUCGCCUCCUCCGCCAACGCCAAAGGACAAGGAGGACAACGGAGACGCUUUGAUCAGCGACCCUCAUGUGGAACUGAUGGAGCAUCUCAUGCAGUCGCUGUCUACAGAUGAUUUGGGGAGAGGCAGUUUCGAAGUAGCACCUCUGCAUGAACCAACUAUAGAGGCUUUUGCACAGGCUCUGUCAUGUGAUAUCACUAAGUGGGUUCUGGCUGCCCAAAAAAGAGAACAGAUGUCACAUGACAGUGAUCUUAACCUACUGGCCCAACAGCUAGCUGAAGCCAUUAUCACCUCCUCCAUUGAUGAAGCUAAAGUGCUUAUCUAGGAUUUAAAGUGAUUCAUGGAGUCAGGUAUGAUGAACAGCCUAUAUAUAUGCACAAACAAGCUUAGUCCAUUGACUAUAUAUGUAAAAGGUGGACAUAGCCACCAUAACACAAUCGGUUUAAUUGUCUUUUGUAGCUAUCUUAGUGUUUUUAAGUCAGACACGAAAAGUGAACAACUUAUUGGUUAACAGCUUAUGAGUAACAAGUCAUUAACCAAUUAGCAUUUCCUGGUUUAUCCACCUUUCUGACUCAAAUAAUGACGACAAAUUUACAAAGGAAUUUCAUAUUCUGUACACUAUGACCUGAAACUAGCAACUGAGCCUCAAAAAGUUACCAGGUAUUCAGUGGCAUCAGAGAGUAUGGAAGUACUUCUAUAAUAGCAGAAGGCUUUUUAGAAACCAGAGUAAUCGCCCCCUGUUGGGCAUCAGAAAGAAUCAGAAUCAGAAUCCUUUAUUGAUCCCUAGGGGAAAUUAUUUAAAGAAUGCAGGUUAAAGCUAGAUAGACAGAUAGAUAGACUAUCUCGAGCAUAUACUUUGGUCCUACUCCAUAUCCUCCUUCGCUACAUGAUGACAUGACAAAACAUUCUGUUCUGCAGCACAGGGAGAGAAUAUGCCUGCCACUUUGAGUUCUCUAAGCCACUAAAACACUGUGGAUUGUGGACUAUUUUUAGAGUUGGUCUUUAUAUAUUAUAUAUAUUAUAUUAUAUAUAUUAUAUAUCCUUUCUGUGCAGCUUUUGACUACAAUCCUCCAUAGUCCUACCCAUUACCAAGCCAGUACUUCUCUGUUGGUCACUCUGUAGACUUAGAAGCUAAUUCUAUCAUUUAUAUACAGUCUGUGGGGUCUGUUACUGUUAUUUCCUCUAAAGUAGGCAACACACAUUAUCUUACGCCAAGAUUUGGGAAUUUCAUUUGUUACAGCAGCUAAUAUGAUUAAUUUGCAUUUAAUUUUAAUAUUAUAUUAAUGCUAUUUAUUGAUGAUAACAUAUUAUUAUGAGUUCAAUUGUGUAUUCGUUUGUGUUUCUUGUUUAGAAAUGAACUUGUCGUUGAGGUUAAGGUUUCUGUAUCUUGAAAACUGCUGGAUGAUAAGUAACUGUUACAUUUCAUGAUGGAUUAAAGUACACUGGAUCUGACUUUUAUUUAUUUCUUACAAAAAAAAUACUUGGCUCCAGUAGCAAUAACCAUAUUUGUCCUUUGGAUGGCAGCACAGUAAAGACAUUACAGCAUGAGCUCAGCGGUGCUGACCUACUUGGGACAUGAUAACAACUGGAAUUAAUUCUGUUUUCCAUUUAGGAAAUCAUUUACUUUUAAAUGGUGGUCACCUGUCAGUAAAAUUGUUUUGUUUUGUUUGAUUUUGCUUCUAUGGUCAGGUCCUGCCAAAAGGGAAAGCCCUGCUAAAUAUAAUGCAGAGUACAACGACUUGCAGACUGCUAUAGCUGUAAGAGAAGAUGAAACUGGACAGCAGAUGUUUUGUAGAUGAACUUGUAUCACACUGGAUUAUAAUCAGACAUAACACUGGCAAAUUGUUUGGUUAGCUUUCUUUGUAAUCACCCUCAAAAUCUUUAUGUAUCCAGCAUGACUCAUUCGGCCCGUACACUGAGCAACGAUACUGGCAUUUUGGACAAAUUUGUGUUCUGGCUCAGAGAAAGCUCGUUUUCAUACUCGCUUAGUCGUUGAAGUCAGAUCUUGGAAGAACAAAAAGAAAAAAAAGUGGGCGCCACAGGUCUUAACCAAACACUGAUGCGAUCCUGGAAUCAAAUAAAAACUCUGUUUUCUUUUCUAAAUCAGUAACUACUUAAACACAGUUGGAGAUCGCCAAAUUUAUUGCAAGAAAAUCUUUGCUGAACUUUUAAAGUGCUGUUUUGAAUAAAGAGUUUUAUUGUU